Messenger RNA from Brassica oleracea var. oleracea, 740 nucleotides. Its product is annotated as napin-2. Bases 40 to 576 code for a protein of 178 amino acids. The transcript has a single exon. The record is from RefSeq and is a predicted model, not a curated record. NCBI's taxonomy places the organism in Eukaryota, Viridiplantae, Streptophyta, Magnoliopsida, Brassicales, Brassicaceae. Gene Ontology annotation, molecular function: nutrient reservoir activity.
AAAACUCAUCAAUACAAACAAGAUUAAAAACAUACACGAAUGGCGAACAAGCUCUUCCUCGUCUCGGCAACUCUCGCCUUCUUCUUCCUUCUCACCAAUGCCUCCAUCUACCGGACGGUGGUCGAGUUCGACGAAGAUGAUGCCACAAACCCAGCCGGCCCAUUUAGGAUUCCAAAAUGUAGGAAGGAGUUUCAGCAAGCACAACACCUAAGAGCUUGCCAGCAGUGGCUCCACAAGCAAGCAAUGCAGUCUGGCGGUGGUCCUAGCUGGACCCUCGACGGUGAGUUUGACUUUGAAGACGACAUGGAGAACCCCCAGGGUCCACAGCAGAGACCGCCUCUACUCCAGCAAUGCUGUAACGAGCUCCACCAGGAAGAGCCCCUUUGCGUUUGCCCAACCUUGAAAGGAGCAUCCAAAGCGGUUAAACAACAAAUUCAACAACAGGGACAACAGCAAGGAAAGCAGCAAAUGGUGAGCCGUAUCUACCAGACCGCUACGCACUUACCUAAAGUUUGCAACAUCCCGCAAGUUAGCGUUUGUCCCUUCCAGAAGACCAUGCCUGGACCCUCCUACUAGAUUCCAAACGAAACCCUAGAGUGUAUGAAUGUGGUUGUCGAUAUAUGUCAACACCACACCUCAUCGCAUGUUUCAUAAUAAUAUAUAAGGUUUUAUCUAGGAUGUUUGAGGCUAAUGUAAAAUUAGCACUACUCCAUAAUAAAAGAGAGGCUCUUAAUGUUUAA